UUAGUGUAUGUCAUAUCUAAGGACUAAUUUACUUCAAUUUUAUCCUACACUAACCUAAUUCAAUUACUUUUUCUUAAAGAAAAAACAAGACGCAAAAGCUUAAACUAGAUUUUGAAUUUAUGAUUUUAUUUCUGAAUCUUUAAGUUUAUGAACUUCUUACUAAUGAACCAAAUUUUGAUAAUAUGUAUGCAUUGUCGCGCAAGUGUGUAUUAUAUAAAGCCUUUUUUACUUUGCUUAGUUACAUUGUUUAAUACCAUAAUAGUUUUAUUAUGUAUUUGCUUGGGUAAUAGAAUACGAAAUGGAUGAGCUGUCAAUUACUUGAAAGUCAUUAGCAAAAAGCUAAGCUCGUUGUCAAAAACACUUAAAUAAGGACGAAGAUGAAAAAGUGAUGAGAAUAUGAGAUUCUAAACAAGAUAGAUAUACUAAUAAGCGCCACACUAACCGCAUUGAGAUCAUAAAACGAAGUUAUAAUUAAUCUUCACACCUAAAGACGAUGAAGAAACCUCCUCUUCCGCUUUAACCAUUUAUAUAUAUCUUCUUGUUUCUUCCAAAGAUACUUGCUCGUAUAUAAAUCUCCUUGGAAUCUGCAAAACACCACAAAACUCACUUUUGUCUCACUUUCUUCCCUCCCCCACCACAAAACUCACUUUUGUCUUGCUCUCUCUCUCUUUAAUAAGUGAGAGAAGAUCUCUCACUCUUGGUCUAUCUAACGGUCGGGAACUAAAAAUGUUUUCUCACCGUUGCUUUGUUCUCUUCAUCUUCUUCCUCGUUUCACAUUCUUCGGUUACUUCCAGAAUCUUGCCAAAGAUCUCUGUCACUACUUCAACGAUUCUUGAUGUCUCCGACUCCAUUCGCAGAACCAAGGGUGCGCCGUCGUUUCAGCUGAACCAGCAAGAAGAACAGAGUCACACUCCAUCUUUUUCGUCCUCUUCAUUUAGCUUGCAGCUUCAUUCACGAGCCUCCGUCCAAGGAAAUGAGCACUCAGACUACAAGUCUCUCACGCUAGCUAGACUCGACCGUGACUCAGCCCGAGUCAAAUCCCUCAUGGCUCGUUUAGAUCUAGCCGUUAACAACAUAACCAAAGCGGAUCUCAAGCCCGUUAUUACCACAAUGUACACCACGGAGCAGCAAGAGAUCGAAGCUCCUUUGAUCUCCGGCACGACUCAAGGAAGCGGCGAGUACUUCACACGCGUGGGUAUCGGAAACCCGGCGCGUGAAGUUUACAUGGUGCUCGAUACCGGAAGCGACGUGAACUGGCUACAGUGCGCCCCUUGCGCCGACUGUUACCACCAGACCGAGCCCAUCUUCGAGCCGUCGUCUUCCUCUUCUUACUCUACACUCUCUUGCGACACUCCUCAGUGCAAGGCCCUCGAAGUCUCCGAAUGCAGGAACGCCACGUGUCUCUACGAGGUUUCUUACGGAGACGGCUCUUACACCAUCGGCGAUCUCGCCACCGAGACGCUCACCAUCGGCUCAGCUUCCGUCGAUAACGUCGCCGUCGGGUGUGGACACAGCAACCAAGGACUGUUCGUCGGCGCCGCCGGUUUGCUCGGUCUCGGCGGCGGUUUGCUGGCUCUGCCGUCGCAGCUGAACACGACGUCGUUCUCUUACUGCCUCGUCGACCGCGACUCGGACUCGGUUUCCACCGUCGAGUUCGGGUCGGAUAUCUCUCCCGACGCCGUCGUGGCUCCGCUGCUGCGUAACCACCAGCUCGACACGUUCUACUACCUUGGACUCACCGGGAUAAGCGUCGGCGGCGAGAUGCUUCAGAUUCCGAGCUCUUCUUUCGAGGUGGACGAGUCGGGAGGCGGAGGGAUCAUUAUCGACUCGGGAACCGCCGUGACUCGGCUCCAGACGGGAAUCUACAACUCGCUCAGAGACGCGUUCGUGAAAGGGACGACGGACUUGGAGAAAGCCGCCGGAGUUGCGAUGUUCGACACGUGUUACAAUCUGGCGGCUAAAACGACGAUUGAGGUCCCGACGGUGGCUUUUCAUUUUCCCGGCGGGAACAUGUUGGCUUUGCCGGCGAAGAAUUACAUGAUUCCGGUUGACUCGGUGGGGACUUUCUGUCUCGCGUUUGCACCGACGGCGAGUUCGCUUGCGAUAAUCGGGAACGUGCAGCAGCAAGGGACACGUGUCGGUUUCGAUUUGGCGAAUUCUCUCAUUGGAUUCUCGACAAAUAAAUGUUAGUAGCAUUUAAUGUUUUUUUCUUGUACUUGUUGUUGCAAAGAGUUGUGUAAUGAAUUAAAUUCUUGGUCGUGGCGUUUUAACUCUGACAUCCCAGUUCAGAUGAUGCUUCUGCUUGCCGUACCCCACCAACUCGGAGCCUUGUUUUGUUUUUGCUAAUUUACAAAUUAAUCUUCUAC
This is a messenger RNA of Brassica rapa (field mustard), 2366 nucleotides long. RefSeq names its product protein ASPARTIC PROTEASE IN GUARD CELL 1. Gene Ontology annotation, molecular function: aspartic-type endopeptidase activity. NCBI's taxonomy places the organism in Eukaryota, Viridiplantae, Streptophyta, Magnoliopsida, Brassicales, Brassicaceae. The record is from RefSeq and is a predicted model, not a curated record. Gene Ontology annotation, biological process: proteolysis.